CCUAGCUAAGUAGCUAUGAUGGCGGUGGCCGGUGAGAGUGUUGUAGAUACUACGAUGAUGAAUGAAAUGAACACAUCAGCUUCCAUCGUCGUCCAAAGACACAGUUCCAAGCGUUGAAUUCAACCCUAACCAGGUGGCAAGUGGCCGGCACCUCUACCUGGUCGGUGAUGACCACUACAUCCCCGCGCCUUGUUUCCUCGUAAAAUAAAUAUCUUCCAAUCUCGCUCUCAAACUUAAUGCCUUUCAUACUCACUCCACUCCACUUCAAUCCAAUCCAAUCCAAUAUAUAUGCAGUUUGCAUCACAAAAUAUCUUUCCAUUUAUGGCGCAUAUAUGUGCCGAGGAAGGAAGGUAUGUGUAUAUAUGUUACAUUACUUUGAAUGUUUGCUUCCAAUUAUAGGUUUUAGUUGGAUUGGAUAACAUAACGAAACGCACAUACAUGCUUUCCAUUUUCCAUGUCAUUAACCUUAUAAGCAUUUUGACACGUGAAAAUUCUUCAACAAAAGAUCAGAGGGAGCAUUAUCUCUGUUGUUGAGAAUUUGAACACAAAAGGAGCCGUUUUUCGUUUCUAGAAACAUACAUGAAAAUCCUAUGAUGUGUAUAGUGGUUCACCAUCUCCUUGAAAGCGAUUGCCUCAGAGACAUGUUAUAAAGUCUACUUUCCUAUGCAUGCAAUCCAGAACCAUUCCUUGCUACUACCAUAGUAUAGCAUGCAACACUGCUAUAACUAACUUCAGCAGAUGAGUUCAUAGCUUAGUGGUUAAAUUUCCUGCUGCUUCUCAUUUGAGUCUGAGGUCGUGUGCUAGCUAGAUGGCUGAUCCAAGCCAUGGUGGAAAUCCGGCCACCGAUUUCACAACUAGUAGGGAGGAAAAUCCAGCUCCCUUUGAUGAGAGUGAUUUCUCUGCUGCAGCCCUAAAGUACAUAGAUGAAAUGCUGAUGGAAGAAGACAUCGAUGAAGAGUACAACAUGUUCCAACAUUCCUCGGCUCUCCUAGCAGCUGAGAAAUCACUUUAUGAUGCCAUUGGCCAGAGGUAUCCUUCUUCUGCCUCUACUUUGUGGUCUUCAACUUCUUCUAUCCAGCAUCAUAAUUACUACCCCAAUGUGGAGAGCCCUGGGGAUAGUUAUAGCAGUACUAGUUCUGGCAGCACUUGUGGCACCACCAAUACUAGCAGCUCUGCUGACUACUUCUGGAGCGGUUUUGAUCUUUCUAUGAUUCCAUUGAUGCCAAACACUUUACCUUUUCCUGAUACCUUUAAUUUUCAGUCCAAUCCAUCCUCCACCACCCCCCAAUCUAACCACAGAAGCGACUUCACUGCCACAAACAAUAGUAGUGGAUUAGGACAGGUGGUGAUUAAGACUGAAGAAGUCGAUUAUGAUUUCGAGGAAGAGGAAGAGGAAGAGGAAGAGGUCCAAUUUCUUGCUGAGUCCAUAGGAAGCAGUAGCAAGCAAUCAGCAUUGUACAUGGAUGACACUGAGCUAUCCGAAUUUUUUGAUAAGGUACUUAUUGGAGCUGGAUUGGGAAGAGGGUCAUCCCAAGCUGAUGAAGGCAUUCCCAAAGAUUCUCGCGGUAAGAAGAGCCGUGCAAGGAAAAGAAAUGACAAAAAUGACGACGAAGUUAUUGAUCUGAGGUCAUUGUUGAUGCAAUGUGCACAAGCAGUUUCUUCUGAUAACCGUCCAAUGGCAAAAGAGUUAUUGAUGCAGAUUAAGCUGCAUUCUUCUCCAACAGGUGAUGCAACUCAGAGAUUGUCCCAUUGCUUUGUAAAUGCUCUCGAAGCACGCAUGGCAGGGACAGGUACACACAUUCAUAGUGCCUUAUCCACAAAAAGGCCCUCUGCUUCUGAUAUGGUCAAGGCCUACAAAAUGUUUACAUUAGCUUGUCCAUUUGACAAGUUUGGAAUCAGGUUCUCAGUCAACUCAAUUGGCGAUUUGGCCAUGGAAGGUGUCCAAACUCUUCACAUUGUCGAAUUUGGCAUCCGCUAUGGCUUCAAGUGGCCUGGACUUAUGUAUCGCCUAUCCAGACUCCCCAGUGGGCCUCCGAAGCUUCGCAUAACCGGGAUAGAGUAUCCACUGCCUGGUUUGAAGCUUGAGCAAACAGGGCAAUGCUUAGCAAGGUAUUGCGAGCGAUUCAACAUCCCUUUCGAGUUCAAUGCUAUUGUUGCAAAGAAAUGGGAGAGAAUCAAAGUUGAGGAUCUCAAGAUAAGGGAGAAUGAGUUUGUAGCUGUGAAUUGCAUGUUUAGAUUUGAGAAUCUGCAUGAUGAGACAGUUGUGUUGGAGAAUCCUAGAGAUUCUGUUUUGGAGUUAAUAAGGAAAGCUAAUCCGAACAUAUUUGUACAUGGCAUUAUAAAUGGUAACUAUGAUGCUGCAUUCUUCGUGACAAGGUUUAAGGAGGCAAUGUUUCAUUACUCAGCAAUGUUUGACAUGCUUGAUAACACUGUUGCCCGUGAUGAUCCUAUAAGGUUGAUGUAUGAGGAAGCUAUAUUUGGGAAGGAAGUGAUGAAUGUUGUGGCUUGUGAAGGGAAUGAGAGGAUUGAGAGACCACACAAUUACAAGAAAUGGCAGGUAAGGAACACAAGAGCAGGGUUCAGGCAGCUUUCAUUGGAUGAACAAAUGAUUGAGAAGUUUAAGGAUAUGUUGAGAAAUGAAGGUUAUCAUAGAGAUUUCAUGCUUCAUGCUGAUGGCAAAUGGCUUCUACAAGGUUGGAAGGGCAGAAUCCUAUAUGCUUCUUCUUGUUGGGUACCAGCAUAGGCCUUCACAGCAAGGUUUUGUAGGCGCACAGAUAAAAAAUUAUUUGUGUUAGGCCUUAAGUAGCAUGAUCAUCGGCAAUAAGUAUAUUCUGUCUCCCGACGGCUAGUGUUUAGGAGAAAAAAAA
Arachis duranensis is the source of this 2867-nucleotide messenger RNA. Its product is annotated as scarecrow-like protein 14. The transcript has 2 exons. Bases 809 to 2743 code for a protein of 644 amino acids. The record is from RefSeq and is a predicted model, not a curated record. Gene Ontology annotation, molecular function: DNA-binding transcription factor activity; sequence-specific DNA binding. Gene Ontology annotation, biological process: regulation of DNA-templated transcription. Gene Ontology annotation, cellular component: nucleus. Lineage: Eukaryota; Viridiplantae; Streptophyta; Magnoliopsida; Fabales; Fabaceae.